AUGGAACUUCUGGAAGGUUGGUCUCUGAACGAAGAGAAAAUCUACAUGAGUGGGCCGGGAGAACCACUGGAGAUUGUGGAAAACUUUACAUACCUCGAUAGUUGUAUUAGCUCUGACGGACAUGUGUUUGAUGAAGCCAGUGCAAGAAUUUCAAAGGCUCGAAUCGCGUUUGCUAAUUUGCGUCACCUGUGGCGUCAAAAUGGCACCUCACUGGAUCUUAAGGGUCGUGUGUACCAGGCUACAGCUGACCGUUGCACAGUUCGUUUUGGAUACCAAAGGCCCUCUUCGACCAAUCGUUUCAGUAACAGGGACCGCAGCCAGCAACCUUCGGAGAAGGUUGAUGAGUUUGUACACAGUAUCGAUAGUUCUGGACAACUAAUGGGUCACUAA
This is a messenger RNA of Opisthorchis viverrini, 390 nucleotides long. RefSeq lists its product as hypothetical. Lineage: Eukaryota; Metazoa; Platyhelminthes; Trematoda; Opisthorchiida; Opisthorchiidae. The record is from RefSeq and is a predicted model, not a curated record. The transcript has 3 exons. Bases 1 to 390 code for a protein of 129 amino acids.